Erpetoichthys calabaricus (reedfish) is the source of this 5622-nucleotide messenger RNA. It is a transcript of the gene lrif1, whose product is annotated as ligand dependent nuclear receptor interacting factor 1. Bases 831 to 3110 code for a protein of 759 amino acids. The transcript has 4 exons. NCBI's taxonomy places the organism in Eukaryota, Metazoa, Chordata, Cladistia, Polypteriformes, Polypteridae. Gene Ontology annotation, biological process: regulation of DNA-templated transcription. The record is from RefSeq and is a predicted model, not a curated record. Gene Ontology annotation, molecular function: nuclear retinoic acid receptor binding.
AGGCGCAGAUUCAAUUACAUCUACUAACAGCUGGCAGUCAGAGGACGUGAUGUAAGGAGGCAGAUAAGAAACCAAAGAUCGUCGUUUGUUUGGCUGAUUUGGUUUUUUUGAAACCAAAAAAUAUUUAUUUUAACUAGUCAUCUAACCUGUUUUUGAACAUUGCUUGUGUUGGUAUCGUUAUUGCCGUUGUAUUCCCUGACGGCAUAAAUAGGUGAAUAAAUAGAAGACGACGUUUUUAGAGAUAAAAGGCAAACGGAUACAUUACAACUUGUACUGGCCUUGAAGCAUUUUAUAUUAUAUCAGUUACCAUUUUUAUUAAUAUUGAUCAUUUAUUUUUGACGAAGAUUAUUUAGAUUGAUUCGGAGGUGGAGCUUUUGAGCGGGCGGAUAUAGUUAUCCAGUACUUCCGCCAUUUUUCUGUGCUUGGGUUUUCGCCUUGAUUUUCGCAGCUCCAGUGGCCAAUCGAGGAACUGCAGUCGAUUAUUUGGAAAAUACCGUUAGGUGGCGAUAAAUUACGGCACCAGCAUUUUAUGUUUUGAAAACUAUUGGACUGGUGCCCUGUUCAGGGGUUGUUCCUGCCUUGCGCCCUAUGCUAGCUGGGAUAGGCUCCAAGCGGACUCCCGCGACCCCGUUCAGGACGAAGUGGGUUAGAAAAUGACUGACUGAAAAACUCUAUUGCCCGUUAAAGGUGAAAACGCAAUUAAAACUACAGUAACCGCACGUAGGCUAACUUCUAUUGUAUAUACUCUGAAAAUCAUGUUUUUGAAGAUAAUUCCCUGAAAAAGUUCAAUUUCCUGCUUCAUGUUUUGGGAAUUUUAAUACUUGGACGUCAUGAGUACCGCGAAUAACAUUUCAGUUCCUGUUAAAAUGAAUGCCGCUGUCACAGCACCUAGUUCAAACGCAAGUUCUACUGGUGGAAUGUAUAGGGUACUGCAUGCUUUUGAUGCAAGUGGAAAAAAACUCUUGAAGCUAAUUCCUAUAGGUCCUCAGUGCAUACCAAUCGCUCCCAGCCAUAACAAAACAACAAAUGCUUGUCUUCAGACAAUUGUUGAGCAGCAGAGAGUGUUCACAUCUUCUCCAAUUCAGAUUGCACAGUCUGCCAUCACACAAAGUGCCUUGCCUGUUCUUGAACAAAGCAGUUCCGGAAAAUACAUUAUUCCUGCUGAAAGGACUUUUGUUUUAAAGCCAGUAAGCACAAUUCCAGUAAAUGAAAAGGUUGCCAUACCCACAACAAACUCUUCUAUUAAGGUUUGUGUUCCAUCUCUAAUCAAACAGAAGCUGGUUCCAGGUACAUCACAUAUGGUCAAUGCUGACCAUGCCUACUCAGUUGUAAACAUAAACCCACAUCCUGUGACUACAAAACCACUAGUGCUCCCUGCUGGGAGUAAAUUUCAUAUUUCCACUGGAACUGAAAGCAAGGCUGUUUCAACAUCAACACUCUCACCUGGGAUACAGGAAAAAAUCCUGGCAACUGUAGGAUCUGGGUCACAAGAACCCCAAAAAAAUGUGCAGACUGUGAUUUAUCUCUCACCUGUAAAUGCAGUAAAAACUGCACCUGUGAAUACAGUAAAACUCACCCCUUUGAAGUCGGUUCCAUUGACAGCUCCUAAAGAAGCACAAGUUACAUUAGUGAAGACUCCUGCACCAGCUGUAAAUGUAAAUCCAAUAAAAAAUUCACAAGAACCUCUUAAGAUUGUUUCCUCACAUGUACAAAAUCAAGGUGCACCUAUGAAAUGGGUGGUCCAGGAAAAUCCUGAUUCUCCAGCUCCAUACCUUGUUCCUGUAAAGCCAAAUCAUAAUGCUGCAUCAAAGAUUCUUAAAACAUUAGCAACUAUUGAACAAGCAGAAAAAGGUGCAAAGGAGCCUUCGGUAUUAUCAGAAACAGCCACUACUCAAACUACUUCAGGAAAAGAUAAUUCACUGGUUAUGUGCAAUGGAAAAACAUACUUACUGGCUAAGAAAAACCCCGAACCAACAAAACUGCAGGUUGUCAAGCACAAAGGCAAUGAGGCUGUGCUGAAUGUGAAAACCGAAAAGCCAACAGCUGAGACGGAAAUGGAGAGAACUCUUAAAUUUUCUUUGCAAUCAAGCCAGCCUACCAGUAGCUCCACUUGUUUUAUUAAAAGAAAUGUUACUUCUGAAAAGCCAAUUGUAAUACAGGAUGACUCCGAUACAGAUGUUGAUAACAGUGACGAAGUUCAACAUGUAGAAUUUUCUAAAUCAAGUAACAGCACUCCAGGAAGACAGAAGUGUGUAGCUGUCCAAACUGUACGCCGGGGGAUAUGUACAAUUGCAGAAGUAAUAGAUAUGACUAAUGACAAUGACCCUAUUACCAGUGAAAACCACACUUUGUCUUACAAGGAAUCUGUAUUAUUCAGCCAUGGGAGCACAGUUCAACAGAUUCCUGUGGACCUAUGUGAAGGGUUUAGCGGACACACGCCAAGCAAGAGGAAGUAUGAAACAGAUAGCCAGUUACGUAAGAGGUUUGGAAUCACGUCAGAUGUAAAAAUAUGCCUGAAAAGAUGUUCACCCCAUAAAUCUAUAAGCUUACAAGCAAAGACACAGCAAGUCAUUUUAAACAACAAGAAUCCUCUGGAGGGCAUUCGAAAAUUAAUUCAAGAAUCCAAAGCUGAUGCAAGAGCAAAGAAACUAAAUCUGAGUCAAACAGAGGUUUCUGGAAAAUGUGAUCCAAAAACAUCUCCAAAACGAACAAGUGAAUGCCUCCCACCAGACUUUAAAAAAAUGAAAAUUGACUCUCAGGGUGACAUGGUUAUUCCUUCUUCCAGUGAAGAGAAUUCUAGAAAACAAGGAGUGAGCCCAUAUAAUGUACAUCCAUGUGAGAAUACAAGUGGGCAUAAUUUCGUGCCAAGUAAUGACAAGGAUUCAGCCAUGGAUGAAGUAGCACACUGCAGCAAACAAUUGGACUCCAUCCCUUCUGGAUCUAGCAAUACUUCUGCUAGCACUAUGGAUGAGGAUAUUUUUAUUGUAACCCCGAUGGACUCUGAAGAAAUUGUGAGGGAGGAAAAGAUAAAAAGGUUAAAAGAACUUUUGAAACAGAAGGAAACGGCUCUUGAAGAAAUACGAAAGAACAGGGUAGUCUCCAUUAGCUGAAUCAAGGACAAGGGAGCUGUUAAUCCCAAGAGAUAAAUUUAACAGUACAUUUUUGGACUGGUGAAUUUUUAUUAUGUUAAAUUCUACAGUUUUUUUGGGUUUUUUUUGUAACAGUUCUUAAUUUUUCAAAAGCAAACUCAAUCCUGAACCCCACAUGCCAACAAACAGCAUUUUUAAAUACUAAAAAAAGUUGCAAUUUGUAAGGAAAACUAAAGCAAGCUCCUGUCACUCAAAUCUUAACCUCACGAAAGACCAUAAUCGUCCUCCUUGUAGCCUAAAUUCUCUGUGUUGUAUAGAUCAAAGGGAUCUUUAGCAAAAUUCAAGUACAGUAAUCCCUCCUCCAUCGCGGGGGUUGCGUUCCAGAGCCACCCGCGAAAUAGGAAAAUCCGCGAAGUAGAAACCAUAUGUUUAUAUGGUUAUUUUUAGAAUGUCAUGCUUGGGUCACAGAUUUGCGCAGAAACACAGGAGGUUGUAGAGAGACAGGAACGUUAUUCAAACACUGCAAACAAACAUUUGUCUCUUUUUCAAAAGUUUAAACUGUGCUCCAUGACAAGACAGAGAUGACAGUUCUGUCUCACAAUUAAAAGAAUGCAAACAUAUCUUCCUUUUCAAAGGAGUGCAAAGCAAGCAGUCAAAAAAAAAAAUCAAUAGGGCUUUUAAGUAUGCGAAGCACCGCCAGUACAAAGCUGUUGAAGGCGGCAGCUCACACCCCCUCUAUCAGGAGCAGGAAGAGAGAGAGAGCCACAGAAAAACAAAUAAAGUCAAAAAUCAAUACGUGCCCUUUGAGCUUUUAAGUAUGCGAAGCACCGUGCAGCAUGUCCUUCAGGAAGCAGCUGCACACAGCCCCCCUGCUCACACCCCCGUACGUCAGCGCAAGAGAGAGAGAGAGAGAAAGUAAGUUGGGUAGCUUCUCAGCCAUCUGCCAAUAGCGUCCCUUGUAUGAAAUCAACUGGGCAAACCAACUGAGGAAGCAUGUACCGGAAAUUAAAAGACCCGUUGUCCGCAGAAACCCGCGAAGCAGCGAAAAAUCCGCGAUAUAUAUUUAAAUAUGCUUACAUAUAAAAUCCGCGAUGGAGUGAAGCCGCGAAAGGCGAAGCGCGAUAUAGCGAGGGAUCACUGUACAUUUGUUUACUUAAACAAGGAGGAGUUAAAAUGUAGGAACUGUAUGCUAUAUGUAAAUAAAUACAUGCAUUCAUUCUCCACUCCAUGAGAUACUGAGCUUGCCUGAGUGGCUAAAGAGAGAGAGAGAGAGAGUCAGAACUUAUUUCGGGCAGGAUGUCUGUCUGUCACAACACAAAUGUUAAGUUUAUCUUUAACAUCUGAAAAUAAUAUCAUAAAUACACAGAACAAUUAUGCAGACUCCACAUAACAAGGAAUCAAACAUAAGAUAAAAAAGAAGGCCAAAAAUUGUGUAUGGCCAGCAUAAUGCUACUUUUUUGAUGCAGGUUUACAUUUUGAGAAACAUUUUUUUUUUUUUAAAUGAAAAAUUUAUAGAGAAAUGAUGCAUUAAUUAAAAAAAAAAAAAACUCAUUCUUAAGCUAGUUAAAGUUGAGUUACUUAUGGUCAUAAAAUGAGCAAGUAACCUUCCCCUGAAAUUAUUACACAAUUUCUAUUAAAUAGAUUGUGAGGUGGAGGCAUUUUUUUAUAUUUAUUGAUUCAAUAAUUGCACACCUUUAGCGGAGUUUGAAUGUUGCACACAACACAGAUUGAAAGAAGCUAUUACAAAAUAGGAUUUUCAUAAAGAAGUUAUUUAUAUAGAUAGAUACUUUGUUAAUCCCAAUGGGAAAUUCAAAUACUCCAGCAGCAGCAGCAUACUAAUAAAAAACAAUAUUAAAUUAAAGAGUGAUAACGAUGCAGGUAUACAGACAGACAAUAACUUUGAAUGAUGUUAAGGUUUACCCUAGUCGCAUAGUGUGGGGGAGGAACGAUCUCCUUAGUCUGUCAGUGGAGCAAAGUUUAAUACAAAUUUUAAAUACAAAUUUAAUACAAAGCCAUGGAAUCAAAGUAGAGAAAAAAACUCCCACAAUAUGAAUUAACUAAAAAAGUAUAUAUAAUUAUUAUUUUAAUUGCAACAAGGAGUGUGUGAUAAUAUGUUCUCCACAACAAAAUUCCCUAUCAUGCAAACAAUAGUUGAUACAACAGUCAACAUUUAAACUAUGAGAAAUGUUUUAUGUUCUUAAAGCUUGAAACUUGUUUUGUGGUAUAUAUCUGGUUUGCUUAAAAUGUGUUUUGUUGUAUUCUUUAAAUGAUUACCUCUGAAUGGUCAGAAGUAAUAAGAAAUUUUUAAUUUUAGUGAAUAACUCUUAUUUAUUGUUUUUUAUGUUGUCUUUUUUUUUGGCAAAAUCUUGAGUCAAAGAUUGAAUUGUGAAACAUUUAUGGCCUGUUUUUUAGGAAACUAUUCUGUUUGGGUGAAAUGUUAAUGUGCAUUUCUGUAUGAUGUUUAUGAGAGUGGCAGUGAAUGCCAGUUCUAAUUUGUUUUAAUAAAAUGGUGAGGUGUGAUGUGAAAGUCAGA